AAGAAAAACUGCAGCUCAAAUACCACAGGAUACAAAAAUACUAGAAGAUGUUAUUAUAGAUAUUACAGGACACAAAAAUUCACAAGGAGUAUGUAUAUAUAAAAGUAUAAAUAAAAGCCAAAAAAUUAGUAUGAUUAAAACUUUAGUUAAUACAUUAGAACUUGCAUCAAGUAUAAAUCAAGAAUCUCAUACUAAUACAGUACUUACUGAAAUUACUGAAUUUCAUAUCAAUAUGAAUACUAUCACUAAACAAAAUGUUAAUAUAGUUCAAGAUCAAGUCUAUAAGGAAUUUCAAGAUUAA
Scutellospora calospora is the source of this 301-nucleotide messenger RNA. Lineage: Eukaryota; Fungi; Glomeromycota; Glomeromycetes; Diversisporales; Gigasporaceae. The record is from the annotation of a GenBank genome assembly.